Messenger RNA from Triticum urartu, 1218 nucleotides. RefSeq lists its product as uncharacterized. The record is from RefSeq and is a predicted model, not a curated record. NCBI's taxonomy places the organism in Eukaryota, Viridiplantae, Streptophyta, Magnoliopsida, Poales, Poaceae.
AUGCGUCCCCCCGUUCAACCCCUCCGAGAAACCGCUCCAGUUAACCGUACGAGGUCUGCCACCCCCUCCCCGUCCCUGCCCACGCGCCUGACCGCCCCGGACCCGGCCCCGGCCCCGUCCACCACCGCCGAGGCCUGCCCGCUGACGCCCGCCCCCUCCCCGCCCGCGCCCGCCGCCACCGACGGCACCGCUACGACGCGCGCCGAGUUCCCGGCCUCGCCGCCCGCGCCCGCCGCCACCGACUCCCCCUCGACCACGCGCGCCGACUCCACUGCGCCCCCGCCCGCGCUCGACGCCACCAACGCAUCCCCGCAGACGCGCGCUGAGCCCCCGGCCUCCCUGCCCGCGCCCGUCGUCUCCGCUCCGGUAGCGGAGGUUUCCUGGGCAUUUCGAUUUGCCCAGAUCGGGGGCGGUAUUGAGGACUGCGGGACCUAUCUUGGGGCUUGGGAAACAUCGCUGCGAGAGCGCAGUCAGUUCUUCCUCUGGGUUUCUGGGUACGUGCCCGAGGGCGAGUUCCCUGAGAUCGUGCUGUGGAUGGCCCGGGCCUGCCGGGGCAUGAGCCAGGUCCUGGGUCAGCUGGCGAGGAUGGCUAAGGGAGCCUCCGGUCUCUGCCGCCUGGUUGGAGGUGAGAUCAAGCGCCUCGCCCAGGGUUAUGUACAGGGGACGGUGGACGGGGACAUUGAAAACCCAGAUUCUGCACCUCGAUUUAAUUGUGAUCACCUCGCUUACUCAGCUCCAGCAGGUGGUCGCCACCAACAGAGGUUCGUUGAUACGUCUGCAAAUCGAUGUGGAUCCUGCCAUGACUCCCAGCUUAGCCAAGACAUGCUUUGAGCUCCUGAACGCGGAAGGGGCGUAUGGGCAGGAGAUGAUGCAGAAUGCACAAAACAUGAUCACGAAGCUUGCAGAGCAUGAAGAGAUGUCUGCGAGGCGUCGGGCUCCACGCUCCCUCGGGACAUGAGACCAGCGCCAGAGGAUUGUUACACUGGUGCCACAACUGCCUACAAAUAGAAGUGUACAUAGUUACUGGUACUUGGCACGAAAAGUCGUGUUCAGUCCUGAGACUUCACACUCUUACUGGAGUGGUUGAUGUUUUGUUUGUUGUUUGUCAAACUAGCUGUUGCCAUUGUGGGCAUGGAUUUUGUAUCUGUGCUUUUGCACACGGAUUAUUACUCUGGUUUGCUUGUAAAGCAUUUUUGCCAAGUCUAUUUUAGAGAGAUA